CAAACGUGCAUUUUAACAACAAUGAAUCUGUGAUAAAUUGACAUUGUAAUUGCGGAAAUCAUGUCUCUUGCCACUGAAGUACAGUUAUCACUCUCAGUAAAAUAUCCUACAAAUCUGGUAGGGCUAAUCACUGGUGACAAGUGGUUGAACAGUAAACGCGAAAGUGAUGGAGCGGAAGGAUUGUGGAGGAUUCACGAUGGUCUGUAUGACGUCAGUGACUUUAUUUCAUCGCACCCCGGCGGACCGAGCUGGUUGGAAAUGACAAAGGGUACCGACAUUACGGAAGCGUUCGAAGCUCACCACGUAAACCUCGUAGCAGAGAAAACUCUGCAAAAGUACUACGUGCGUAAAGCUCUCGCGCCUCGAAAUUCGCCCUUUACCUUCGAAGAGGACGGUUUCUAUCGCACCCUGAAAAGGAAUAUCCGACCGAUUUUAAAAACCGUUCCAAAAAGUACGAUAAGGGCUACCGACUUGGUAAUUGACGCAUUGGUGGUUGGAACGUUCCUCACAGCAAUUUGUGCCUCAAAAUUUAUGAGCUUGGCCUUCGCAUGCGUUUGUGCCUUUUUACUGACAUUUACAACAAUUGCCGCCCAUAACUACUUCCACAAACGGGAUAAUUUCCGGAUGUACUACUUCAACUUAUGCCUGAUGGACUUCAGGGGAUGGAGAAUCUCUCACGCUUUAAGCCAUCACCUCUUCCCCAACACCAUUUAUGAUUUAGAGAUGAUCACUUGGGAAACGUUAGUACCAUAUUUCCCCGUGAAGAAGUCCUUCGCUUUUAAAUGCAAGGCAUGCGUGACGGCUGUCAUACUUUGGGUCACUGUCUAUUUUAUUUCCUACGCAUUCAAGGUGUAUACCAUUAUCAAAACACAAAAGAUGUAUCUUUCGGAUUUGAUACCGUUCACUCUUCCACUGGCUAUGUACCUCAUCAACACAGCUAACCCCUUGGCCGCUGUAAAGAUGUGGCUGCUUAUUGUUACUGUCGCAAGCUUUAUCUUUGGCGUAAUUGGAUUUAGUGCCGCGCAUCAUCAUCCCGAUGCUUUCCACGAAGGCGACGCACCCAGAGCGAAGAAAUUGGAUUGGGCGAUUCAUCAGUUGGACACGACCUACGAUCGCUACAAAGUAACCGGCAAUUCGUUCUUGGUACUGACAACGUUCGGAGAUCACGCACUCCACCAUAUAUUUCCGACCCUCGACCACGGUGCGCUGAAGUACCUGUAUCCGGUUUUUGAGAAGACCAUGAAGGAAUUUGGUCUCGGUCACCAAAUGAGAUCGCAGACGGAAAUGUUCAUUGGCCAGUUUCGACAGUUGGCCAGAGACACGCCGCAUGUUUUGCCAGCUGGCUCGAGGAAUUAAAAAUACUGAAGUAAUUAUAGUGGUUGAUAGUAAAUUAUAAAAAUGCUGUACAAUUUAGGGGUUUUCAGAUGUUACCAAUAACUGGUGCCUUAAAAAAUAAGUUAUAUAUAAGAUCCGUUCACUUUUAAAAAAUGAUUUGAUCCCAUUUGAGGGUCCAAUAACAA
Molecule: messenger RNA, 1520 nt
Organism: Photinus pyralis (common eastern firefly)
Lineage: Eukaryota; Metazoa; Arthropoda; Insecta; Coleoptera; Lampyridae
Product: cytochrome b5-related protein-like
Exons: 5
Coding region: 61-1356 (431 amino acids)
Biological process (GO): lipid metabolic process
Cellular component (GO): mitochondrion
Molecular function (GO): heme binding
Source: RefSeq, a predicted model, not a curated record